CACCCGUCAUUCCACAACAACAUUUUCCGUGUUGUUUGGAAAACUCCUGAGGGGGCGAAACAAUACACGCGGACACGGAAGAAGAACCAAUUGGUGACACCGGCAGCGGUGUAAGCAGAAAGUAAAUUGGGUGUAAACGCAACGAAAAACAUACGCGGCGGGCUGUGCGAGGGGUUGCUGUUUGCGCAUACAUUCCCUGCCCUGUCCCGUACCACACGACACCCACGUUCUUGCCGGGUGGCACAGUAGGCGACGGCGUGUGUGAGUGUGUGUUUUUUGGUGUGCCGUGGCAAAAACAACAAGGAGUCGGCAACUCCUUGCGCGGUUUUCGCGGUCCGCAAGGGAUGGAGUAAAGCUAGUUAAUUAAACGUGAUUUGUCAAAAGUGCUGGUGAGCACGAAAACAAAACAAAGGAAAAAAGGUGCAUUUUCCAAACCCAGUGCUGUGCCAAACGGGAGUGUCUCCGUGUGUCUGUGUGCGUUUGUGUUAUCCACGUUUUCCACCCGGAGGGAGACAAAGGGCAAAAAAGUGCAAACAAUCUCCGUGUUACGCACUGCACGCCCGUGUGUGUGUGUGUGUGUGUGUGCGUGUGGUGACGGAGCAGAGUAUCCCUGCAGCAUCCUGACGGCAACGAUACGAGCGGUGCAAUAGACACCGGAGGAGGUGGAGAUACGGCCAACGACACGGACGCGGAAAAGGAAAUGCUCCUGUCGACGGCCGAAUCGUCGGCCUACUCGGCACAGGAGGUAGCGGCCCGGCUCCGGGUGGACGUUCGCACGGGCCUGCGAUGGUCGGAAGCCAACAGUCGCUCCAAGAUCGUCGGCUACAACGAGCUCAACGCACUGGACGACGAGCCACCCUGGAUGAAGUAUGUGCAGCAGUUUAAAAAUCCACUGAUCCUGCUACUGCUGGGUUCCGCCCUCGUGAGUGCCUGUAUGCGACAGUUUGAUGAUGCAAUCAGUAUUACCAUUGCGAUCAUUAUCGUCGUCACGGUUGCGUUCAUCCAAGAGUAUCGUUCGGAGAAAAGUUUGGAGGAGCUCAAGAAGCUAGUCCCGCCGGAAUGUCACUGCUUACGGGAAGGUCGGCUGGAGACGUUUCUGGCAAGAAAUCUCGUACCGGGCGAUAUCGUGUACCUCAACGUAGGCGACCGCGUCCCGGCCGACAUACGCAUCUUCGAGGCGUUCGAUCUGUCGAUCGACGAGUCAAGCUUUACGGGCGAAACGGAACCGGCACGCAAAAGCGUCGAGGUGGUACUGAACGCCAACAACACCAAGAACCAUGCCAGUAUGAAAAACAUUGCCUUCAUGGGCACGCUAGUUAGAUGUGGUAAUGGAAAGGGUAUCGUAGUUAGCACGGCCGAAAACAGCGAGUUCGGCGAGGUCUUUAAAAUGAUGCAGGCCGAGGAAGCGCCAAAAACGCCGAUGCAAAAAUCGAUGGACAUUCUCGGCGCGCAGCUGAGCUUCUACUCGUUCUGCAUCAUCGGCGCCAUCAUGCUGCUCGGCUGGAUACAGGCCAAACCGCUGGUGGAAAUGUUCACCAUCAGCGUCAGCUUGGCCGUGGCCGCCAUCCCGGAAGGUCUACCGAUCGUUGUAACCGUAACGCUCGCUCUCGGCGUCAUGCGUAUGGCUAAACGGCACUGCAUCGUUAAAAAGCUGCCCACGGUCGAGACGCUCGGCUGCGUCACCGUCAUCUGCUCGGACAAAACCGGUACGAUCACGAAGAACGAGAUGACGGUCACCGUCAUUAUCACGUCCGACGGCUACAUGGCGGACGUAACCGGCGCCGGCUACAACGAUAAUGGGGAAAUUCACAUCCGCGACUGCAACAGCAUGGACAAUGCGAAGGCCAGCAUCAACCAGCUGCUCGAGGCGGGCGUCGUGUGCAACAAUGCGAUCAUCCAGAACGACACACUGCUCGGCCAGCCGACCGAAGGGGCGCUGCUGGCGGCGGCAAUGAAGAACGGCCAGUACUCGGCCGCGGACAACUAUCUGCGCAUCCAGGAGUACCCGUUCAGCUCGGAGCAGAAGAUGAUGGCGGUGAAGGCGGUGCCAAAGUACGCCAACACGAAGGAGGAGCUGUUCUUCGUGAAGGGCGCGAUCGAGAUGGUUUUGCCCCAGUGCACCAAGUUCUGGUACGGCGGGCAAGCGAUCGCACUGAGUAAACAGAACGAGGCAGAAUUCCUGCAGGAAGCGUACGAGAUCGGGCGGAAAGGGCUGCGUGUGCUGGCGAUUGCGCGGGGCACCUCGCUGCAGGAUCUGGUCUAUCUCGGGCUGGUGGGAAUAACCGAUCCGCCGAGACCGCUCGUGCGCGAAUCGAUCGAAAUGCUGCGCUCGAGCGGUGUGCUGGUGAAGAUGGUCACGGGAGACUCUCAAGAAACGGCCAUGGCAAUCGCUUCUAAAAUUGGACUAGACAUUGUGCACAUGCAGGCCAUGUCCGGGCAUGAUAUUGAUCAGAUGAACGAAAUGCAGCUGGAAAAGAUCAUCAACACGGUGAGCGUGUUUUAUCGCGUCACACCCAAGCACAAGCUCGCGAUCGUGAAGGCGCUGCAGCAGAACGGCCAUAUCGUCGGUAUGACGGGCGAUGGUGUGAACGACGGUGUGGCGCUCAAGCGUGCCGACAUUGGCAUUGCCAUGGGCAAGAACGGUACCGACGUGUGCAAGGAAGCUGCCGACAUGAUCCUGGUCGAUGACGAUUUCCAUACGAUCAUUGCUGCGAUUGAGGAAGGCAAAGGUAUUUUCUGGAACAUUCGCAACUUUGUCCGGUUCCAGCUGUCCACGUCGAUUGCAGCACUGUCGCUGAUUGCGCUGUCCACGCUGAUGGGCAUCUCGAACCCGCUCAAUGCGAUGCAAAUCCUGUGGAUCAACAUCAUCAUGGACGGACCGCCGGCCCAGUCGCUCGGCGUCGAGCCGGUCGACCAGGACGUGCUGAAGCAGAAACCGCGGAACGUGAAACAGCCCAUGAUUUCGAAAUCGCUCAUCAUCAAUGUGCUGCUGUCGGCGGGCAUCAUCAUCCUCGGUACGCUGUGGGUGUUCCAGCGCGAGAUGGCGGACGGGACGGGCGUGACGAGCCGCGAUACGACCAUGACCUUUACCUGCUUUGUGCUGUUCGACAUGUGGAAUGCGCUGAGCUGUCGAUCGCAGACAAAGAGUGUAUUUCAGAUUGGCCUGUUUACGAACCGGAUGUUCCUGCUGGCGGUCGGCUUUUCUCUCCUCGGCCAGCUGCUCGUCAUCUAUUUCCCGCCGCUGCAGAUGGUUUUCCAAACGGAAGCGCUCUCAGCGAUGGAUCUCCUCUUUCUCGUCUCGCUCACCUCGAGUGUGUUCAUCGUGUCCGAGCUGAAGAAGUGGUUCGAGCGCACCAUGGAGCGACGAAUGUACCGCAAGCGCACCGAGCUUGACUUUGUAUGACAAACAGCUCCCAAAGAUGCUGGAAGAUUGCACAAGGACUAAAUCCGGUUCCGCAUGGAAAGUGCGCGGACCGAAACGGAAAGAGUAAAACUGUAUAACCGACCGAGCGAAGAGCGAGGCCAGAAAGUGGCGGAACACGCGUGAGAGGAACGUUCCGUAUGCAAAGUAAAACAAACAAACAAACUUGACGGAAAUUUCGGUUGCGAUUGCGGCGGCUGCUACUACCAACUUCAACAACAACAACAACAACAACACCACCGAAGAUAGUAACCAACGACGACAACAACAGCAGGAAACAAAACAAACAAACAAACCAAUGCUACACAAAACACAAAACGGAAAACGACGACGCAUGACGAUCGACGACAAAUUUCUUAAGGCUAUAUAAAUACAGUGAAGAAGGAACAGCGGAGUAUUUUAACAGUUGCUUUCAAGGAACGCUUUCGGAACAGAACAAACCAACAACACAGAAACCACUAUUCCUAUUCGAGCAAGUGCUACUGCUGGGCCUCCUUUUAGACAAAUUAACCACCUAUAAAUGGAACGGCAAAGAGUCUCAAUAUUUCAUUCAAACUGUAAAAGGAAGGAUAUUAUAAAUAGUGCUCAACAGGGAUCGAAUUGAGGAUCGUGAAGGAGAUGAUAAGAAACAAGCACUAACUAUUACAUUCGAUUACGAGCCAGUUCAGAUUUGAAGCUGAAUGAAGCGAUCACACUUACACACUUAAAAAAAACGAAGGGAACAAAGUGGACAGAGAUGGCUUACAGGAUGGACACUUGGAGAGAGAAAAACAGACAAAUUAGACGCAUGCGUGGAAGGUGGAGAAUAGAUGAACCCCUCCCGCAAGAAGGAUUUCAGAACAAACAAACAAAUAGGCAUACCGAAAAGGGACAAGUUACAUGGUGGUCGGAUGUUUUAUUUUAUAUUUUAAGCAAAACAUUCGCUUACUUCCUUUCUGUGUCGUGUAUUCCAGGGAGUAUACGGAUCAGUUGUUUCUACUGGUUCUAAAAAGCGGUAUAUGCAGAUGGAGAUAGGGAAAACACCAUUACGUGCAUGCUCAAAUCUGGACUCAAAACAAUCUCGCUGUAUAUUUAUAUAUAGUCUACUACUAUGUUGUGCCUUUCUGUUACUACUAUUUAGCUUAACCUUCUUCUAGGGAAUCGUUUUCUUCUUUGUUUUUUUUUUGCUCCUAUUUUUCCAAUUUUACCACUCAAACGCUCUACCCUUGCGGUGGGAAAUGCAAUUUUUCUCUUCAUCUUAGUGUAAAAGCUUUUACAGUUUUUGUUUUAAUGGCACGGCAAGGACAAGUAAGGAUAGAAACGGAGCAUACAGGCGCGUCAUAUAACUAUCUUUCGUCUAAGUAUUACUAAGAAAGGGACAGAGCGAGAGAAGAGAGGCCUAGGUACGGUACAGUGUUUAGUAGCUAAGUAUUUAAAAUGGUUCAGUUUUGUAAAAGUCAGUUAGGUAGGGAAAACGAAGAAAGUGCGACGAACAGGACAGCUAAACACAGAGAGACGUUGAUUCGGAGCGUCUGAGCGGCUGUGCAUUCAGUGACUUUAAAAAAGAAAGAGAGAAAGCGUACUAUAAAACAUUUAAGUCGUUAAUAUGUUUUUUCUUUAUAUUUUUUUAUAUCACGUUUAGUUUUAUCAUACAUUUUAAUUUUUAUUUGUUCAUUUUUAUUUAUGUUUGUUUUAUUAUUUUUCUUUUUCAUGCUUUUGUUAAACGAAUUUAUGCUACCAACUGUAUGGCAAAGAGCGCAGAAGAAGUGGAAUUUAUAUGGAAUAGCUGGAAUCAAUCAAGACGCACGAAUGAAUAUUAAUGACAAUAUAUGAUGUAGCUGCGGAACUGCGAUCAUAAAUGCCAUACCUAGAGCAGGCAGGAAUUUGCUUUCCCUCAUCCUCUAUCAACACUUUUCACCACCUGGCCCGGUGCUUUGGUAUGUAAUAGUUUAAGUAAUCUUGUGAUAUAACGGCUAACCUUAACACACGUAGUCCUGCUGGCUUCUACGUCGGGUUUGGGCGCGGGAGUGUCUGUCCGUACCAUCAACCAUACCAUUAGCUGUCGUCGUAUGAAUAACAAACGCUUAUAUCUUUUGUGUAACCUAUACUCUGUGUGUAUGUGACAAUCGGCGUGCAUGAAUGGGACACCCGGGCGCCGGCAGUAUCCGGUGAGGCUCGCCCUCAAAACCGUCUUUCGGUUCGGGGUCAUAUUUUGCUUCGCCGCUCGCCGCUUUUUCCACUCCAACCGCUUGAUGAAAUGGCCCGGAACGCUUAAGAAUGUGAAGAGGAGAAAGUGUAAGCGUUCGAGAUCGCGCUCCCGAUAGCAAAUAUGUUGAAUGCCUUUAAAACUGUGGUAUUUGUGUUAGUUUCAGUUUAAUGAAUAUUCUGUUUACCUCAACUAGAUUUUCCAAAGUGUCCCCCGAUGUAACGUUUACAAUAUUGAAAGCGAAUAAGAAGCUGAGUUCCCUCUAAAACACAAAACAGUACAGUACACAACACAAUCACUAAAGAGAAAUUAAAAGAAACACACUACACAUAUACACUACAGAAGAAAACAACAAAACAUUUGAAGUUGAUCGGAAUCGGUAGUCUUCUAACAGGAAAAAGGGAAGGAUGUAAUAAAAAAAACGUAAAACACGAUUGUCAAAGCAGAAUCAGAACAACCAACAGCAGACAAAUCAACAAGAAUCGAAUGCAAGAGUGUGAAGGAAAAAAAUCCAAGUAAAAAGGGGGUGUAGAGCCAACACCAACCAGCCAACCAGAGAAAACCUCGAUCGCGCACAACAACAACAACAAGAACAACAGCAGCAGUUAAAACAGUGAACAGUCUUUUUGUGAACAGUGCAAUAUCUUCUAGCAUGAAAGGGGAGCAUGAAAUAUGUGUGUGGAAGGUGAACAAAAA
Messenger RNA from Anopheles coluzzii, 6302 nucleotides. RefSeq names its product calcium-transporting ATPase type 2C member 1 (gene SPoCk). Bases 701 to 3403 code for a protein of 900 amino acids. Gene Ontology annotation, molecular function: ATP binding; ATP hydrolysis activity; P-type calcium transporter activity. Lineage: Eukaryota; Metazoa; Arthropoda; Insecta; Diptera; Culicidae. Gene Ontology annotation, cellular component: Golgi membrane; endoplasmic reticulum; plasma membrane. The transcript has 9 exons. The record is from RefSeq and is a predicted model, not a curated record. Gene Ontology annotation, biological process: intracellular calcium ion homeostasis; calcium ion transmembrane transport; manganese ion transport.